AUGAGUGCUUAAAACGAAGGAUAGUUAGAAAAUAAAAUUGAUGAAAAUAAUGGAGAAAGCUUUGAUGAUAAUAUAACUAAAGGAGAUCAAAAUGCAUUGUAAAGUUAAAAAAUCAGCUUUUAAGAGUUGAAGUAGCUUGUCAAUUCAAUUGAUGAAUAGAAUAUUGAUCCUUCUAAAUACUUUGAAAUAAAAUAAAUGGCAAAUACUUUACUAAAUAGAGCUAAAAGAGUUAGAAGAUAGUAAGGAGUGGAAGUUAGAGUAGAAUAAGAUAGAUAAAUGUUAGAGAAAACUGCUCUCGCUCAGAAAAAGAAAAAAGAAAAUUAAGAUAUUUUAAAAUAGCUUUCUGAUUUUGGAAAAUAAAAGGCAAUUGAAUAUAAAUAAGACCCUUCUUUAGCGAAAAGAAAAAAUGAUUUUAAUCAACAAGAUGAGUCAUAAGAUGAUGAAGAAUAUUAGUUUAUUGAAAGCGAUAUUUCUAAAAAAAUUAAAACAUCUUAAUAAAAUAAUUAGGAAUCUAUGGAUUAAGAAGAUUAAUAACUGAGAAAGGAUGGCUCAUUAUUCCAUUUAAAUAAGCCAAAAAAAUGCUAUGUUUGCAGGUAAUUAUAUAGAAAAGUACACCCUCAUUAUCAUUCUAUGUGCCUAGAUUGUGGAAACUUCAACUAUAAUAAAAGAAUAGAAUAAAAAUAUGAUUUAACAGGAAAAGUUGCAAUAAUUACAGGAGGUAGAAUUAAAAUUGGCUAUUUAACUUCAUUAUUGCUCCUUAGAAAUAAUUGUGUUGUCCAUGUUACUACACGUUUUCCAAAAGAUGCACUAGAGAGAUACAAAAAAGAGACUGAUUAUGAUUCUUUUAAGGAUAGAUUAUUUAUUUAUAGUUUAGAUUUCAGAAAAAUUAGCUCGGUAAUUGAGUUUUGUGACUUUUUUAAAGAAAAGUUUGGAAAACUUGAUAUUCUGAUAAAUAAUGCAGCAUAAUGUGUAAAAAGAGAAGCAUCUUACUUUAAAUAUUUAAUUGAUGUUGAGUCCAAGCCUUUGAAAGAGUAUUCUGAUUCAGAUUUAAAAGUCUUACAAAAUGAUUUAGAACUUAAACAGUAUGAAGCAGAUAAAAUUAAGUAAUUAAAUUCUACUCAGCUGGAAAAUGUUUCCUCAGCUGACUAAGAUCUAUAAACAGUAGAUUCACUUCAAUAAAAUAAUAUUGAAAAACAAUUAAUGUAAAUACAAUAAACUUAAGAUCUAGCUUUUUGCCAUUUUUCUGAAUCUGUGUUGAUGAAUGUUAAACCUGUUUUAGAAGGACAAAAGACAGAAAAGGAUAAGCUUUAUCCUGAAGGUGUAGUUGAUUCAAACGGAAUACAAGUAGAUCUUGCAUCUAAAAAUUCAUGGAACUCGAAACUAGAUGAAGUGCCUUUAUUUGAAUUUAUGGAAACUUAAGUAAUUAAUGCAUGGGCUCCUUUUGUUUUAUGCCAAAAAUUAAAAGAUUGCAUGACUAUUACACCUGAACAGUAAAAAGAAUAUAAAUUUAUUGUAAAUGUAUCUUCAGUUGAAGGUUAAUUUCACAUGAGAAAUAAACCAGUAUACCACCCCCAUAAUAAUAUGUCCAAGGCAUCAUUAAACAUGCUUACCAGGACAACAGGACCUUAAUAUUCUUAAGAGUAUAACAUUUUUAUGACUUGUGUCGAUACAGGUUGGGUUUCAAAUGACAUGAUUCCAAAGAGCUUUCUCUUUGAUAAUGUUUACAAAACAACUCCAUUAGAUGAACUUGAUGGUGCUUUAAGAGUUGUAGAUCCAAUAUUUGAAGGAUACAAAACAAAAAAACCUAUUUGCACAGUUUUUUUAAGAAAUUAUAAAGUGGCAGAGUGGUGA
Tetrahymena thermophila SB210 is the source of this 1851-nucleotide messenger RNA. Its product is annotated as oxidoreductase, short chain dehydrogenase/reductase family protein, putative. The transcript has 2 exons. Lineage: Eukaryota; Ciliophora; Oligohymenophorea; Hymenostomatida; Tetrahymenidae. The record is from RefSeq and is a predicted model, not a curated record.